UUAGAUUUCUGUAGUUCAUUUUUUUAUAAAACAAAUAGAUUUCGAAAACGUUACAUUCAUUUGUGGCCUAUGCAGUAUUACUGAGUAUUAUUUAUAAAUAUUAAACAUUCAUUCACAGGAAUUCAAAAUGGAUAAGCAGAGACUUACACAGUACAGUACACAAACGUUUUUAGUUACUUUGAAUGAGUAUGGUCAAAAAAUAUAUACAUCUCAAACUAACCCUUCUAAAAGUUAUAUAAUAGACGAAGAAGGCAAUUUGCUAGAAUAUAACCCUGAUAUGAGUACCAAUGAUAUUGAUUCUCAAACAAUACACAUCAAUGAAGAUGAGGACUCUAAUGAAAUGGAUGUUGAUCAAUUAGAAGAUGCUACCCAUCUUGGUUUAAUGAGUACUUUAGAAAGCGAUUUUGAAAACAAUUUAAUGCACGAACUGGAUUCCGGAUUACUGACAAUGGUGGGGGAUAGUACCUCUCAUUAUAUUAUGCAGCUUAUGGACAUUCAGGAGCCUUUAUUUAAAUUAAGAAGCCUACUUGAAGAGAAAUUACAAAUGAAUUUAGAAAAUUAUAAGUUUUUCUUACAAGGAGUUCAAGAACUAGAAGGUCACAGAAAUUUAGUGGAACAAUGUGUUCAAGGAAAAGGUAUUGUGCAGAUAAAUGUUCAAAUUCAGGUUGCACUUAAGAGAAUUAAUAUUAUUGAUGUCUUGAAGCCAACAGAGGAUUCCAUUGCAGGUAUUAUCACAAAUACAUAUUCUAUUACGAAUGACUCGUCAGAGAAAUCCUCCAGAGAAACAGGAGAAGAGAAUUCCUCUAAAUCUAAGAAUAUAGUACAAUGGCAAGUUGACCUUAAUUUCAGAAAGGAACAGGAGAGAUUGAAAAUGCCUUUGGACCCAAUAGAUUGGGGCGUUAUUCAUGUUAGGCAUUGGCUUCAGUGGGCAGUUCGUCAUUUCAACCUCCCUAACAUCAAACUUUCAGAUUGGUGCAUGAAUGGAGAGGAACUAUAUAAAUUAACGAUUCAGGACUUUCAAAAGAUUGUGCCAUCUGAUCCAUCUGACAUAUUCUGGACCCACUUGGAACUGUUGAGGAAAAUGAAAGUUGUAGCAAUCAUCAAAGAGGACGAUUUGGAUUUGUCAUCACCACCUAAAAGAAAACCCAAAUUAAUGGAGCAAACUAAGAUAACUAGGGGAAAGAACUUCAUACCAACCAUUUACAAAUACUUUGACAGCACUAUCCAUAGCAAGAACAUAUUCCAUGGACAAAUACAGUUGUGGCAGUUUCUCCUAGAAUUACUCACCUCCAGUGAAUACAAAAACAUUAUUAGAUGGAUAGGAAAUGAAGGAGAAUUCAAAUUGACAAACCCAGAUAGUGUUGCCAAAUUAUGGGGCGAAAGAAAAAAUAAGCCAAAGAUGAACUAUGAAAAACUAUCAAGAGCUCUUCGAUAUUAUUAUGAUGGUGAUAUGAUAUCUAAAGUGAGUGGGAAAAGAUUUGUAUAUAAAUUUGUCUGUGAUUUGAAGCACCUACUUGGAUAUAGUGCUAUUGAGUUAUCCAACUUAGUGAACUACCGCAAUCCACGACGAACGAAUUGAGUUUCAUACUGGUAUUUUUCAAAAUUGAAAUUGGAGUUUUGUGAGGGACCAAGAAAUGUUUCAUGUUGUUAAAGUUAUUAACUGAUAUUAUUCCUGUUAAUUGAUUUAAUUAAUCAAAGUUCUUUCAUUUUGUCAUAAUUCAUUUUUGGAGAACUGGAAUAUGUCAAAUUUUAUGCCUAUUUAUCUUGUUAUAUUCCAUUGUAUUGUAUCUAAGAGAUGAAAUAUAUUUUGUUAAUAUUA
Molecule: messenger RNA, 1819 nt
Organism: Harmonia axyridis
Lineage: Eukaryota; Metazoa; Arthropoda; Insecta; Coleoptera; Coccinellidae
Gene: Ets97D
Product: DNA-binding protein Ets97D
Exons: 8
Coding region: 128-1579 (483 amino acids)
Biological process (GO): regulation of transcription by RNA polymerase II; cell differentiation
Cellular component (GO): nucleus
Molecular function (GO): DNA-binding transcription factor activity, RNA polymerase II-specific; sequence-specific DNA binding
Source: RefSeq, a predicted model, not a curated record